This is a messenger RNA of Diaporthe amygdali, 1422 nucleotides long. Its product is annotated as udp-glucose 4-epimerase. The transcript is spliced from 2 exons. The coding region runs from base 1 to 1422 and encodes 473 amino acids. Gene Ontology annotation, cellular component: cytosol. Gene Ontology annotation, biological process: beta-D-galactose catabolic process via UDP-galactose, Leloir pathway. Gene Ontology annotation, molecular function: UDP-glucose 4-epimerase activity. The record is from RefSeq and is a predicted model, not a curated record. NCBI's taxonomy places the organism in Eukaryota, Fungi, Ascomycota, Sordariomycetes, Diaporthales, Diaporthaceae.
AUGGACAACUACACAUCAUCACAGAUCUCGACGGACGGCUCGUCUCUGUCCGCGGGCUCACCUCUUACCAACUCCCCUCUCAGCACACCUGACACCACCGACCUCGAAGAUGCGCCACCUCUGAAUGUAUCAGACAACCAUGGGCUGGGGCUUGGGCUCCACUCCGGAACAUCUGACCCUACAUUCGUUCUCGUCAUUGGCGGUCUUGGCUUCAUUGGAUCACACACAGUCCUUGAGCUUCUACGGGCGGGUUUCAAUGUCAUCGUGGUGGACAACCUGAGCAACAGCUAUGAGAGCGUGCUGCACAACAUCAAGACCAUUGCUGGCAAAGAGUACAAGGAGAGGAACGCACAGAUGCCGCUUGUCCACUUCCACCGCGUCGACUACAGGAGCCGCUCAAUGCGCUUCCUCCUGGAGAGCUACACAGACCUCGUCCCCGUGCGGGAGAGCUCACCAUCGCAAUCAGACUCGGAUGAUUCUGACAGGCAGCGUAUGACCUACCAGUCGCGCAUCACGGGCGUGAUCCACUUCGCCGCCUUUAAGUCGGUAUCGGAGUCAAUCGACAAGCCGCUCCAGUACUACAACAACAACGUGUGUGGGCUCGUCUCCCUCCUCGAGCUGCUCGACAAGUUCUCCAUCCGAAACUUCAUCUUCAGCAGCUCGGCCACCGUCUAUGGCUCCAAGGCCAACGCGGGCAUCCGCCUGCGGGAAGAAGACCUUGUUCACCUUCCAGAAACCGCCCACGACCCGGCGACCAAUGAGACCGUCGAGCUCACACCCGCCGUCGCCGGCUUGACGUGCCCCUACGGACGGACAAAGUACAUGGCUGAGGCCAUCCUGGCAGACCUCGCCGAGGCGGACGACCGAUGGCGCAUCAUCGCGCUGCGCUACUUCAACCCUGUCGGCUGCGACCCGUCGGGACUGCUGGGCGAGAACCCCCGAAACGUCCCCACCAACCUGUACCCUGUCAUCACACAGGUCCUCACUGGCGACCGGCCCAAGCUCGACGUCUUCGGGUCUGACUGGGACACGCGAGACGGCAGCGCAGUCCGAGACUUUGUGCACGUGCUGGACGUCGCACGUGGGCAUAUCGCUGCCCUGCGGCCCGCGCCAGCGGUCAAGAAGGUCGAGUCGGCCCCUGACUCGAGCGCUAAGCUGGCCACCGGAUUCCGCGCCUACAACCUCGGCAGCGGCAACGGCACGACUGUCAUCGAGGCCGUGCGCUCGCUAGAGCAGGCCGCGGGGAAGCCCAUCCCCGUCAACAUGCAAGGCCGCAGGGCCGGCGACGUCGGCAGCUGUGUUGCCAGCAACGAGCGCGCGUCACGCGAGCUCGGCUGGACGCCACGCGAGAGCAUCACGCAGUGUGCUGUGGACCUGUGGAACUUUGUGAGCAAGGUCGUCACAGUCAAGCCGGCUGCAUGA